Messenger RNA from Acipenser ruthenus (sterlet), 2330 nucleotides. RefSeq names its product CREB/ATF bZIP transcription factor-like. The record is from RefSeq and is a predicted model, not a curated record. NCBI's taxonomy places the organism in Eukaryota, Metazoa, Chordata, Actinopteri, Acipenseriformes, Acipenseridae. The transcript has 3 exons. Gene Ontology annotation, molecular function: DNA-binding transcription factor activity. The coding region runs from base 319 to 1509 and encodes 396 amino acids. Gene Ontology annotation, biological process: regulation of DNA-templated transcription.
AUUGUAAUACAUUUGUACUUUUUAACUAAGAGACUCUUAAUUGAAUGAAACAACGGUGAAUUUUUUGAUGUAAAUCUACACGGACUACAUUGUGCUUUGUCAUUGCCAUCCACAUACUUCACCGAUUCUGGCCAUACAAAUAACUCGUACUACUGCUAUUUGUGAAUUGCAUUCUGCAUGAGGACUAAGUAGUACACGAUGACUUUAGUGAAGGAUUUAAGCGAAUUUUCAUCUUUUAAAUAACUGAGCACGUACUAAUAGGAAGGCCUGUGAUAGGCUUUAUGCUUCCGCACCCGCAGGCUAUUUUUGAGCUACACAAUGCGUCACAGCCAGCGCAUAAGAAACUCUAAAUUGAACAAUACAAAUAAUAAUGUUUUGGAUGAAGACAUCAAAGUUGGUUUGAUUGAUGAUUUAUUUUCCAGCUCUUUCCCCAAAAUAUGCCCGGAACAAGGAAGGACGGAAACUAAAACGGAAGAACUGCAACAAAAACAUUGUGAGAUGAUAACCAGAAAAAGAAAGCGGACCGAAGAAGCUAUACAACUUGAAACCACAUCUUCCAAACCUGCUUCUAAAAAUACGGUAUGUGACGCCUUUGAAGUGUCUGAAAAUACCACUCGGGUUAACCAACAACAGCAGUUCUCCCAUGUGACGAGUGAGGAGCUGUCGGGACUGGAACUUUCGGAUUUGUUCGACAUUGAAGAUUUUAACUGGGAACUGGAUAAAGACCCCAGUUCUCCGCUUUUCGAAGUUGGUCUGGACGGGUUUCCACAUCAUGCCCCUGAUGACACAACAACGCAGCUGGAUUCUGACCUGAGCUCGUUUGGGUCGCUGCAAAACCUAAUGAACUCGGAAGGUGGCGCAACCGAUGCUCAAUAUCGGUUCCAAAAUCAACAGAGAAGUGGGCAAAAAGCUCAGCAAUCUACAGCGGAUCUACCAGGGAGGAGCAACCGCAACGCUAUUGCUGCCAGAGUGAAUCGUUUGAAAAAGAAAGAGUACGUAAACGGAUUGGAAAAUAAAGUCACCAGUUUGGCGACGGAGAAUAAGGAGCUUAAAGAAGAGAAUAAACAACUAAGCAAUAGGUUGGGUGAGCUGGAAGACGAGACGAGGUACCUCAGGGCUGUCCUGGCUAACGAAAGCACGUUAGCCCAGCUUUUAAGCAGACUCGCCGGUGGGAAUGGGAUGAAGCUGUCUACCUCGCUUUUCAAGGAACCCAAAGAGAACGACCACGAUUACGCGCUUCCCGGGAAAAAGGUGAAGUUGGAGGAAAAGGAAACGUCCGGAGGGGUUUGUCUUCACGUCGAUAACAAUAUCGUCUCUGUGGAAUUCUGCUCUAAAUGUGCAGAAAGCGCAAACUCGUCGCAUAAAAUUUUUUUUCUAGGUGACUGUCUUGCCAUGCUGUGUUGGUGGGGGUUACAGAACAGCCAUGCACCUGACUCCAUGUGGAUACUGCUGUGGUGGAAGCUGAAGAAACGGGACCUGCUGCUGGCAUCUUGUCCUGAUUUUUAUUAAAAGGUAGUAUAAGAUGGAUUGUAAGUUUUCACAGCUUUUGCUGGCAUAACCAGGCUUAUAGUUAUUGAAGGCAAGGCGGGGCAACAUUGGAAAAGUAAGCAGCUUCAGUCACCGUACAGAAGAGUGCUUUAAAGAAAGACACACACCCUGGAUUAUUUUAUUUAAGUGGUAUAGGGGCAUGCACUUCAGUCACAUUCAUAAGUUUAUUUGUUAGAGAUUGGAAAUUAAUGGAAUUAGUUUUAUGGUUCCUGAAGCAGGUUAUUUAGUAGUUUUACUUAAAACCGGAACCCCUAUUGGCCCCAAGUCUAAGAAUAUGGAGGUGUAUCUUAAAGUAUUUUUAUAGCUCUAUUCUAAGCUACGAUCUGUGGAAGAUAACAAAGGUAAGAGGAGGAGGAAUUGUUCAAUAAGCACUUAGGCACCGGACUGCAAAGAAUGCGUAGAACAGACCUUUACCCAUUUCACUGUUUCACAGUUAGACUGGCCAAUACCAUUCUUUGGAUGAUGCAGUGAAAACUAGUUGCUCCUAAUAAUCCCAAUUGAUAGCUCUAAUGUUUAAAACAGUCCACCAGUUAGGCCAGUUAUUAAAUGUGUUUUUAGAGUCAUUCAAAUGGUAUAGUAUGCUUAUUUAAAUUUCAGAUGGAAUUUCAUGCCAGCAAAAGCUGUAUCCUUUUUUUUUUUUUUUUCCCCCCCCAAAUUAUGCUUGUAUCAAUCGGUUUUGUAUAUAAGUUGCAUCUGAUGUCAGUAUUUCUGUUUCAAAUUGAAUUAUUCCGGGAAUCAAUACAAUAUGUACGUUUCACAAUAAAAGUAAUUUUGGUAAUGCA